Messenger RNA from Carica papaya (papaya), 3060 nucleotides. Its product is annotated as phospholipase D delta-like. The record is from RefSeq and is a predicted model, not a curated record. Gene Ontology annotation, cellular component: plasma membrane. Gene Ontology annotation, biological process: phosphatidylcholine metabolic process; phospholipid catabolic process. NCBI's taxonomy places the organism in Eukaryota, Viridiplantae, Streptophyta, Magnoliopsida, Brassicales, Caricaceae. Gene Ontology annotation, molecular function: calcium ion binding; D-type glycerophospholipase activity.
GUAACCGAACUACCUUUCCUUCCCCCCAAAACCCUCCUCCUCCGGUUCCUCCGGUUUGUUAGCUAACGCCGAAACCAACCGUCCUGGCGUUCCUUUCUUAUCUAACACUCUACCGUUUCUCUCACAUUCUCUACCAAUUCCACCCACCACCCCCUCUUUCUUUUCUCUUUUCUCGAUGGCUGAAGAUAACUCCGCCCCGCUAAUAUAUCUCCAUGGUGAUCUUGAUCUCACCAUCCUCGAAGCUCGAUGUCUUCCCAAUAUGGACUUGGUAUCCGAGCGCAUUCGUCGUUUCUUCACCGCGUUCGAAUCCUGCCGCAACCCCUUCGCCGCCAAGAAAAACCACCAUCACCACCGCAAUAUAAUCACCAGCGACCCUUACGUUACGGUUUGCCUGGCAGGCGCUACGGUUGCGCGUACGCGCGUCAUCUCCAACUGCCAAUCUCCUGUCUGGAACGAACAUUUUAAAAUCCCUCUCGCUCAUCCCGUUUCCCAUAUUGAGUUUUACGUAAAGGAUAAUGACAUGUUCGGUGCUGAUUUGAUCGGAGUCGCCACCGUACCGGCAGCCAAGAUCAAAUCGGGGGAUACCGUCAGCGAUUGGUUUCCGAUAAUUGGGCCGUAUGGUAAACCUCCCAAACCGGAAGCUGCGGUCCGAAUGGAAAUGAAGUUCACGCCGUGUGAGAAGAAUCCGCUUUACAUGUAUGGCAUUGCGGCGAAUCCGGUUCAGUUCGGGGUGGCGGACUCGUAUUUUCCGGUAAGGCACGGGGGUUCAGUGACGUUGUACCAGGACGCUCACGUGCCGGAAGGGAUGUUGCCGAAGAUUGACAUGGAGGGUGGCAGAAUGUUCAAGCACGAGAGAUGCUGGGAGGAUAUCUGCCACGCUAUCCUGGAGGCACACCACUUAGUCUACGUCGUGGGCUGGUCAAUCUAUCACAAGGUCAAGCUGGUGAGGGAGCCCACCAGGCCGUUGCCUAGUGGUGGCAAAUUGACCCUUGGGGAGUUACUCAAGUACAAAUCUCAGGAGGGCGUCAGGGUAUUGUUGUUGGUGUGGGAUGAUAAGACCUCGCACAGUAAAUUCUUCAUUAACACGGCAGGAGUUAUGCAGACUCAUGACGAAGAAACCCGCAAGUUUUUCAAGCACUCCUCUGUUUCGUGCGUGCUGUCACCUCGUUAUGCUAGCAGUAAGCUUAGCAUUUUCAAGCAACAGGUUGUUGGAACUCUCUUUACACAUCAUCAAAAAUGUGUGCUUGUAGAUACGCAAGCAUCAGGAAACAACCGGAAGGUUACUGCUUUUAUUGGAGGUCUGGACCUUUGUGAUGGCCGCUAUGAUACACCCGAACAUCGACUCUUUCGGGAUCUUGACACCGUGUUUGAGAGUGAUUAUCACAACCCAACAUUUUCUGCAGGAACCAAGGGCCCAAGGCAGCCCUGGCACGAUCUGCAUUGCAAGGUCGAAGGUCCUGCUGCAUACGAUAUUCUUACAAACUUCGAGCAGCGUUGGAGGAAAGCCACGAAAUGGUCAGAGCUCGGACGGAAAUUCAAAAGAGUAACCCACUGGCAUGACGAUGCUUUAAUAAAGUUGGAACGAAUCUCAUGGAUACUUAGUCCUUCCCAAUCAAUUCGAAAUGAUGAUCCGGCACUAUGGGUUUCCAAGGAAGAUGAUCCCGAAAACUGGCAUGUUCAGGUUUUCCGAUCUAUAGACUCAGGAUCUCUGAAAGGAUUUCCUAAAGAUGUUUUUCAAGCUGAAGCACAGAAUCUUGUUUGUGCCAAGAAUUUGGUGAUUGAUAAGAGCAUUCAAACAGCAUAUAUCCAAGCAAUCAGAUCCGCACAGCACUUUAUAUACAUCGAGAACCAGUAUUUCCUUGGAUCUUCUUAUGCAUGGCCAGCUUACAAAGAAGCAGGCGCUGAUAAUAUAAUUCCUAUGGAAUUGGCAUUGAAGAUUGUUAGUAAGAUAAGAGCAAAGGAAAGGUUUGCAGUUUACAUCGUUGUACCAAUGUGGCCUGAAGGUGUCCCUUCCUCUGCCUCUGUGCAAGAAAUUCUAUUUUGGCAGGGACAAACAAUGCAAAUGAUGUAUGAAAUAAUAGCUCAAGAGCUGAAAGCUAUGCAUCUCGAGGAUUUACAUCCACAAGACUAUCUAAAUUUCUACUGCCUUGGAAAUCGAGAGGAAAUUCCAGAAGAAAUGUGUAGAACUAGCAAACCACUUGGUAACAGCGACGUGGUUUCAGCUUCACAAAAGUUUCAGCGCUUUAUGAUUUAUGUGCAUGCAAAGGGAAUGAUAGUUGAUGAUGAAUAUGUUAUAUUGGGGUCAGCCAAUAUAAACCAGCGCUCUUUGGCUGGUUCAAGAGACACAGAGAUUGCCAUGGGCGCAUAUCAACCCCAACAUACAUGGGGUCAGAAGAAAAGGCAUCCACGUGGCCAGGUUUACGGGUACCGCAUGUCACUGUGGGCAGAACACACGGGGAUGGUGGAUGAUCUGUUCAAGGAGCCUGAAAGUUUGGCCUGUGUAAGGAGUGUGAACAGGAUCGGUGAAGAUAACUGGGAAAAGUUCACCUCCAAUGACUUUUCAAAAUUGCAGGGGCACCUUUUCAAAUACCCACUAGCGGUAGAUAAAAGUGGCAAAGUAAGUCCUUUGCCUGGAUUUGAAACAUUUCCUGAUGUUGGUGGUAAGGUACUAGGAGCUCGCACAACCCUUCCUGAUGCUCUCAGUACUUAGGCUCUAAGUUUCUCCAGUCUGAACGAUGAUUGGAAUUCCAUUUCAUCCAAAUUGUAAAGAGGGGCAAAUUAUUGUCUCGUAGAAGAAACAUUUGUCUGGUGACACCUACCGAAAGGACGCAAGGGUCUUUCCCAUUGUAAUGUGUACAUUAUGUACAACUGGUAAAGUAUAUUGUAAUAUCUCAACCUUAACCCAUAAAGAGUAAUGUGGGUAUGCAAGGCUCAUAAAAUUAAUAGAUUUUAUGACAUGUUAACUUAACUCAGGACUUGUUGCUAAUUUUCUUCUUCUUAAUGACUACUUGAAGAAAAAAUAAGUUGCCCGUCACUUACAAAAAAAAAAAAAAAAGUUAA